GGGGGAAGACAUAUUUAUUUUAGCGUGUCGUUUUACUGCACGGUAGUUUAGCGCUUCGGGCUUUUAAAAACGGCUCGUUGGCAGUCGCGUAUUCACCUUACCAAUUAAUUACAACUGUCCUCUAGUUUGUUUGUUUGUUUGGCCGUUUUGGGUGAAAGUGUAAAAUGGGAAGAGAUUCUCCUUUGUCGAGUGUCAACGUCGUGCUCGUCAUGGCCUUUGGGAGUCUGGUCUUUGUCUUGCUGUUCAUCUUCGUGAAAAGACAAAUUAUGCGACUAGCCAUGAAAUCUCGACGGGGACCCCACGUUCCCAUUGGUUACAAUGCUCCAAAGGAGCUCAGGCAAGAAAUCGAAGCCAAACUGUGCCAAGUUCAGAAAAUCCACUUUGAGCCACGUCUGAUGUCUCCAGAGGAUGAGCGGCUAAAGUCUGGUGCCUGUGACUACCAGUAUAGAAUGAGAGCACUGGACGCCAUCCGAGACACAGAUUUCCCUUUUUGUGAACUGGGCGGAUCCUGCAGCGCCGUGACGGGAAAACGAUUCCGAACUUGGCUUCUGCAGCUAAAAAAUUCCCACUGCCCCUUCCGGGACAGCCAGAAAUGUCUGAUUGACACGGUGCUGGACGGUUACAACAAAGCACGCCACGGGGACAAGGCUUUUGGUGAAGCAGAACUGUGUAAAUACCAGGAGGCUCUGACUGAACUGGCCUGUGUUGUCAAGAGCCAGAGCAGAAGCGGUAGUAAUAGCAGCACGGCGAGCCAGCACCACCAGACCGCUGCUAAAGACUUGACCGCCACCAUCGAACCCGUAAGCUCCUCCCCGUCGUCGCGGGCCCACCUCACGUCGGCGGCGCAGCAGCGCAUCAAGCGGACCAGGAAUCUGCUGGAGCUCAAGAACUUUAAAGACAAAUCCCCAAGCUAUGGCUCACUGACGCCUAGGGGUCCCCGGACCCCAGUUUGAGAACCACUGUCCUAAAGGGCUUUGUCACCAUUAUUGUCGUGGGUGAGCCGGAGCCUAACCCAUCUGAGGGGUUCACCCUGGACUGGUAGUCGCAUAUGACAAAUACUGGAGGAAAAAAAAAAAGCAAUUUAUAUUGACACUUUUCAGCACUUUCGUGUCUUCAAUGAAUCUAACGUGCAUGUUUUUGUAAUGUGGGAUGGGGCCGGAGUACCUCGAAGGAACCCACACAAGUCAACCACUACCCCGCCAUUUUGCCCGCACCUCAUGUUAUGUAUGCACGGCGCUCACUGUCCUUUUAACAUAUCAUAUUACUAUGAAGGAGUAUUAGGGCCACCCUGAAAAAAAAAAAAAAGUACAGCAUGAGGUGAAAAGUUGGACUCCUGUGACAGUAGUCUUUAUUUUUGAGGUAGUUGUAAUUGAGUACAAUAAUGUAAAUUUGUGUAUUUUCUAGGUAGAAAUUUCAAAUUUGUAUAUAGUGUUAAUUUUUGAGAGGAAAAUAAAUAUUUUGCAAUAGAAAUUCUAUCCUUAAUAAAAGCAAUAAAGUUAUAUUUUUAUUAAGAGAAGUGAAGCAAAGAUAUGAAAGGGGCAGUUGGUUGCUUGCCUCAGGAUAUCCUAAAUUAAUAACUUAUUCUAGCUUGAAAAAUAAUGAAACACUUCAUUUGGGCUUUUUUGGUGUAUGCAUCUUUUUUCCCCCUCUCAUUACCACUUUAAUCUCAAAAUUACACAACUUUUUUCCUGGAAAAUAUAUGACUACCUUGAAAAUAUACACCUUUUCUUGUCAGGUUAGCUUUUCUUUUCAGUGCGUCUCUAAUACUCUUUCCUCUUCAGUAUUAUACCUCUCACUCACAGCUUUUGCCUUCUUAUUGCAAAGGUCAGUUCUGCGUUAUGUAUUAACGGAGAUGACUUGACCAAAAUAAGAGCUGUGACUCUACACGGGACAGAUAAGACAAUCAGUAUUUAUUGCACAAACGUAGAAAAAUGAAAAGCCAAUGUAAAGUUUAAUGAUAGCAUGAAAGCUACAAGUCUUACUUGACAUUUUCUUGAGUUUAAUUUGCUGCAUUUUUACGCCUUAAAUUAUGAUUUACAGAAGCCAUACUUGGAUUUUGAUAAUACGCUCAUUACAUGAAUUCUUUCAGUGCAAUUAUAUUUGAUUCUAGUGCAUUAAAACAUUCUGAAUGUAACAUGAUUUUCAGACAACUGUUCCUGGGUUUGAUCCCAGAAGUCUACUGUAACACCUAAGUGAUAUAAAAAAAUAUAUAAUUUACUGAAUAAAACUGUGACUUCAA
Syngnathoides biaculeatus (alligator pipefish) is the source of this 2239-nucleotide messenger RNA. It is a transcript of the gene ltap1, whose product is annotated as chromosome 5 C1orf43 homolog. The transcript has 8 exons. Bases 165 to 953 code for a protein of 262 amino acids. Gene Ontology annotation, biological process: phagocytosis. Lineage: Eukaryota; Metazoa; Chordata; Actinopteri; Syngnathiformes; Syngnathidae. The record is from RefSeq and is a predicted model, not a curated record.